CAGGUUUUAUAAGUAGUAUAGAUAAAACGUGAAACCAAAAACCCUUCUCUGUUAAAUCUUCCCUUUGAGUUGGUGUUUACAGACAUGUCUUUGCUCUCAGAUCUUGUCAACCUCUACCUCUCAGACACCAUUGAGAAGGUCAUUGCUGAGUAUAUAUGGAUUGGUGGAUCUGGGAUAGACCUUAGAAGCAAAGCCAGGACUCUUCCUGCCCCUGUAAGUGAUCCUCAAAAGCUGCCAAAAUGGAACUAUGAUGGUUUAAGCACUGGCCAAGCUCUUGGGAAAGACAGUGAAGUCAUCUUAUACCCACAAGCAAUAUUCAAAGAUCCAUUCAGAAGGGGCAACAAUAUUCUGAGACAUAAAGUGGCCUAUUGGUGGUUAUCCUGGACCAAAUCCAUGAGAAACGAGAGUGGUAUUGAAGUCAUCAAGAAAGCUAUUAAAAAUCUUAAACUGAGGCACAAGGACCGCAUUGCCGCAUAUGGGGAAGGCAAUGACCACCGUUUGACCGGAAGACAUGAAACGACCGACAUUAACACCUUCUCAUGGAGAGUGGCGAACCGAGGAGCUUCAGUAAAAGUAGGAAGAGACACAGCGAAAGAAGGCAAAUGGUACUUUGAAGAUAAGAGGCCAGCUUCAAAUAUGGAUCCAUAUGUUGUCACUAUUGUUGAGACAACCAUCCCCUGGAAACCUUAAAGCAUUGGACAUCAGAUGCAAUAUUUAUUGUUGAUUGCUGGCAGUUUGUAUAUUGGGUCAACCACUCCACAUAUAUAUAUA
Molecule: messenger RNA, 771 nt
Organism: Gossypium raimondii (Peruvian cotton)
Lineage: Eukaryota; Viridiplantae; Streptophyta; Magnoliopsida; Malvales; Malvaceae
Product: glutamine synthetase cytosolic isozyme 2
Exons: 6
Coding region: 85-690 (201 amino acids)
Cellular component (GO): cytoplasm
Molecular function (GO): glutamine synthetase activity
Source: RefSeq, a predicted model, not a curated record